AUGGCAUUCGGUGGUCCUAGAGGAGGUGGCCGCGGCGCUCCCCGUGGUGGUCGUGGUGCUCCACGUGGAGGAGGUGGUGGUCGCGGUGGCAGAGGCGGACUUGGAAGCGGUGGUCGUGGCCGUGGUGGUCCUCGCGGCGGCGGCCGUGGUGCCCCUGCUCGUGGUCGCGGUGGUCGUGGCGGCGGUCGUGGCGGUGCUAAGGGUGCCAGGGGUGGUGCCAAGGUCAUCAUUGAGCCUCACCGUCACGCCGGUGUCUUCGUUGCCCGUGGUGGUAAGGAAGAUUUGCUUGUCACCAAGAACUUGACUCCUGGAGAGUCCGUCUAUGGCGAGAAGCGCAUUGCUGUCGAGUCCCCUGCCGGUGAGGAUGGCGCCGUCACCAAGACCGAGUACCGUGUGUGGAACCCCUUCCGUUCCAAGCUUGCCGCCGGUAUCCUGGGUGGUCUCGAUGAUAUCUACAUGAAGCCUGGCUCCAAGGUUCUGUACCUUGGAUCUGCCAGCGGUACCUCCGUCAGUCACGUCGCUGAUAUUGUCGGACCUACCGGAAACGUCUACGCUGUCGAGUUCUCCCACCGUUCUGGCCGUGAUCUGAUUGGCAUGGCCACCCACCGCACCAACGUUAUUCCCAUCGUCGAGGACGCCAGACACCCUCUCCGCUACCGUAUGCUCGUCCCCAUGGUUGACGUUAUCUUCGCCGAUGUUGCCCAGCCCGAUCAGGCCCGUAUUGUCGGCCUGAAUGCCCACAUGUUCUUGAAGAACGAGGGUGGUGUCAUUGUCUCCGUCAAGGCCAACUGUAUCGACAGCACGGCCAAGCCCGAGGUUGUUUUCGCUCGUGAGGUGCAGAAGAUGAGAGAGGAGAAGAUCAAACCCAAGGAGCAGCUGACUCUGGAGCCUUUCGAACGUGACCACUGUAUAGUGUCUGGUAUCUACAAGCGUUCUGCAUAA
Messenger RNA from Aspergillus fischeri NRRL 181, 942 nucleotides. RefSeq names its product rRNA methyltransferase NOP1. Lineage: Eukaryota; Fungi; Ascomycota; Eurotiomycetes; Eurotiales; Aspergillaceae. Gene Ontology annotation, molecular function: rRNA methyltransferase activity; RNA binding; histone H2AQ104 methyltransferase activity. The record is from RefSeq and is a predicted model, not a curated record. Gene Ontology annotation, biological process: rRNA methylation; box C/D sno(s)RNA 3'-end processing. Gene Ontology annotation, cellular component: small-subunit processome; box C/D methylation guide snoRNP complex; nucleolus. The transcript has 3 exons. Bases 1 to 942 code for a protein of 313 amino acids.